Molecule: messenger RNA, 559 nt
Organism: Anopheles bellator
Lineage: Eukaryota; Metazoa; Arthropoda; Insecta; Diptera; Culicidae
Exons: 1
Source: RefSeq, a predicted model, not a curated record
GUUCUGCGUCGGCGACAAGUUCUAUCUGUGCGAAAACAAGAUCCUGUGCGAGUACGACUACGAGGAGCGGCUGGUGUUCGCGUCGAUGGCGAACCACCCGAUGCUGAAGCGCCAGAUCUCGCAGGCUGGCGGAGGACCGGGAGGGGGAGGAGGCGGCGGUGGCCCGGGGGGCGGCGGCGGAGUUCUGCACCCUGGAGUAGCAACGGCCAACAUGCAGAACGGCCACGGCGGUGGUGGUGGCGGAGUGGGCGGUGGAGGUACGGGUGCCGGCGGCGGUGGUGGUGGAGGAGGAGGACCGGGAGGUUCGCCGCAACAGGGCCCCCCGGGUGGGCCACAGGGGCAGAACAACGGGGUCGGCAAUCCGUUGAUGCUCGGUGGUGGUGCUGGUGGUGGAGGCGCUGGUCAACGCCCGGUUGGCGGCGGCGGCGGGGUCGGUGACCUCAACAACAACAACAACGCGAGCCUCCCGGCCGGCUUGACCGGCGGCCCGUCCCCGUUCGGGUCGCCCACGCACAUCAAGGCGGCGCUCAGCACCGCCAGCUAAGCUGUCGGCACCUGG